Molecule: messenger RNA, 2342 nt
Organism: Archocentrus centrarchus (flier cichlid)
Lineage: Eukaryota; Metazoa; Chordata; Actinopteri; Cichliformes; Cichlidae
Product: zinc finger protein 568-like
Exons: 3
Coding region: 73-1653 (526 amino acids)
Biological process (GO): regulation of transcription by RNA polymerase II
Cellular component (GO): nucleoplasm
Molecular function (GO): DNA-binding transcription repressor activity, RNA polymerase II-specific; RNA polymerase II cis-regulatory region sequence-specific DNA binding
Source: RefSeq, a predicted model, not a curated record
GUCCGGCGGAGGUAAUCAAUGAAAGGCUGUGAUGCGAUGUGUACGCUGAAUCUCUGAGCUGUUGGAGUAACAAUGCCUUCGGUUCAGUAUCUGAGAGAGUUUAUCAACGAGCGACUAACUGCUGCUGCUGAAGAAAUAUUCUCAGAGUUUGAAAAAACGAUCGUCCAGUACGAGGAAGAGAUCGACCGUCAGCGCAGACUGCUGGAUAUCACCUGGAAACCCGAAAUAAAGCUGCGCAGGACAGACCUCCCACAGCAAUGUGUCAAUGAGGAGGAGGAGGAGGUUCUCAUUGAGCAGCCGCUCCAUAACUUGGAGAGGAGCUCCAGUCUCAACCAGGAGGAACCAGAACCUCCUUGGAUUAAAGAAGAAGAGGAGGAACUCUGCAGCAGUCAGGAGGCAGAGCAGCUUGUAUUGAAGGAGGAGAGUGUAGACAUUAUCAUCUGGAACAAGGAAGAGAGGAACCAUCAGCCUGAACUACAGCAUGAUGUCUGCAGACCACAAAAAAUAGACCUCCCACAUCAUUGUGUCUGUAAGGAGGAGGAGGAGGUUCUCCCUGAGCAGCAGCUCUGUCACCAAGAGAGGAGCUCCAGGCUGGACCAGGAGGAACCAGAACCUCCUCGGAUUAAAGAGGAACAGGAGGAACUCUGCAGCAGUCAGGAGGGAGAGCAGCUUGUAGUGAAGGAGGAGGCUGAUACCUUCAUGAUGACUGCUACUUAUGAGGAAAGUAAGGAAGAAAGCAAGAAUGUAGAUCCAGGAUUAACUAGGAAUUUAGAUUCAGAGCCAAAAAAGAGGAAUCGCAGAAACAGAAGUCACACUGCAGAAGACUCUCCUACAUCAGAGAAUCGGUAUAACUCUGACUCAGGCUGCAAAUCUGUAAAAUGUGAUGUUUGUGGAAAAGGCUUUAAGUAUACAUCCAGAAUGAAAAGACAUCGGAGAAUCCACACAGGCGAGAAGCCAUAUUCUUGUGAAAUAUGUGGGAAAGGUUUUUCUCAGAGGGAUGCUUUGACUGUCCACAUGAGAACUCACACAGGUGAUAAACCCUAUAUUUGUAACACCUGUGGAAGAAAAUGUUUGACCUCAUCAGCCCUCACCAGGCACAGAGCAGUCCACACACGUGAGAAGCCUUAUUCCUGCAAAACAUGUGGGAAAGGUUUUGCUCAAAAGUCUAUUUUGCUGAUCCACAUGAGGGUCCACACCGGUGAGAAGCCCUAUCUCUGUAACAUCUGUGGAAAAAGGUUUUUUAAAUUGUCAAUAUUUAAUAUGCACAUGUUUAUCCAUGCAGAGAAAAAGCCAUAUUCUUGCCAAAUGUGUGGGAAAGGUUUUAAUCGGAGGGGUGAUUUGUACGUCCACACCAGAAUCCACAGAGGUGAGAAGCCAUUUUGUUGCCAAACAUGUGGGAAAUCUUUCAAUCGACGCAGUAAUUUGUUGACUCACUCAAUAAUUCACACCAGUGAGAGGCCCCAUUCCUGCGAAACGUGUGGAAAAUCAUUCAAUCGGGGGAGUAAUUUGUUGCGCCACAUGAGGUGUCACACAGGUGAGAAGCCAUAUGUUUGCAAGACCUGUGGGAACAGAUUUUCUGAAUCAUCGUCACUUAAAAGGCACAAAGUAAUCCACGCAGAAGAGAAGCUGCAAAAUGUGGAAGAAAAGUUAUAGCAUUUCCUUAAAAUCCAUGUGAGAAACCACACAGGUGAGAGGCUGUGUCAGCAUUACUGCAUCACACAGGUGAGGAAGGGCGGUCCUGAAGCAGUGCUGCAAAGCCAAACGUAAAGAAAUACAGACAUGCUCAGACUGUGCUGUGCUUCAGCCAGUUUACUGAGAAAUGGGCUCAAUUCUUUGGCAAACAGCAUGAACACUUUAAGGUGAACGGAUUGUCAGCUGAAACACUGUAAAGGUUCUCCUGGCUGUGCAGCGUUGGAUGUACUGACACUGUCACCGAGUUAGAGUUUUGUGAUAUAAAACCGCAUAAAGACUGAGCAGUGGGAGUGGACUCGUGUUUCUGAGUAUAAAGGUUAUUCAGUCUGUGUGGUAACAUCAUGAGUUCAUCAGGACACUCUGGUUUUUUCAAAAGCAGCUUCUUAAAGUUCUCAUCCUGCUAGAGUGAGAUAAACUUUUUUCCCCUUUAGCUGCAUCACCGUGGGCUGUAAGAUGAACCUCAUUUGUUUGCAUCCAUCUGUUUUCGACCAUUUAUCUGGGUCUCGGGGAAGCAGUCUGAGCAAAGAUGCCCAGACCUUCCUCUCUCUAGCCACCACCUCCUCCUCCUCUUUGUUUGGUACAAGGCAUCAUUUCUCUUUGAGAUCAGUGAUUUCCAGCAUGAUACCUUACAAAUAAAAAGAAUAAAGGAU